CUGGGGAAGGAAAGCAGAUACUUUCGUCAAGCGAAGGCACAAGGAAAUGCUGGUUGAAUUUCUAAUCUAUUUUGGAGAAAUAUACUCUAUAAAGACAGGUAGGGUAGGCUACUUAUAAACCAGUUUAUUUUUGUAUCGCGUAAAGUAAUAAGACGUUGGUUAAAACGACGUUAUAAGAUAUAUAUUGGUGAGGUUUGAUUUCGUCAUUAUUCAGUUCAACGAUUGAUAACUUCAUGGCUUUGAUCGCAACUGAUACUGAUCGUAGCUGCAAGUUGAACGGGUCGUCGACAAUUUACGGUAGGAUUGGCACAAGACAAGGCAAGGCAAGCAGAACCGGUAAAAUGCAGCCCAAAGACACGGAAUAUUCAACAGAUGGGUUACCCAAAGCGUUUUUACACAGUUUGAGGACAAUCUUUGACAUCCUUGAUGAUGGGAAGAGAGGGUAUGUGCACAUAUCAGAGAUUGAGAGUAGAUGGCAAGGGGCAGAUACUCAUGAUUUGCCUGGCGGGGUUAUGGAGUGCCUGAGGCGGGUGGCCCCACGGCAUGGUUGCCUGACAUUUGAGCGCUUCGUGGCGGGACUGCGACACUCCAUGUUGAACCCGGACAACAAUAGCCACAUAAAGGCUCAGGCUUCACUGCACCCGAAACAAGCACUCAUGCACUCCAAACAGCACCAUCUGCCAGCGCAAAAACCUGCCCCGCUCUCUCCUUGCUCUGUCGGAACUCGGAUUGAAAACAAAGUUCGUCCACUGGGUCCAAGCAACGGGACCAAUACGCAUCACAACCGCGCGUCCUCACUUCAGAGUCGGUCCAGACAUGAAGAGGGGAACACUGCAUACCCACCAGUCACCUCUGUCGUAGGUGGUCCCAUGCGCUACACCAAUGCGUGUUAUGAGAGAACAGGCAGAAGUUUGGAACGGAUAACCAUUGUGCCCGAAAGCGGUUCAUAUCGAGCUGAUUCGGUUUGGUUGGGGAAGCAGGCGCAUCGACAGCAGAGUCGGGUGAGGUCCAUAGAGUCCCUUGCUCUCGAGUCACCAAGCCUCCAAAAACCAAGUAUUGUGGAGGCUGGUUUACCGAGGUCCCAGAGUGAGUCAGCCACGGGAUUCACUGCCUCCAGACGCCAUGGGCGAAGCCGAGAUGAGCAGAGACGCCACACCAUCACCAACGGGGUGGAUUACGGAAUGCUGAAGCAGAUGAAGGAGUUGGAGCAGGAGAAGGACUCUCUGCUGGCUGGUCUGGACGUGUUGGAGCGGUCUAGAGAGUGGUACCAGACCCAGAUCCACAACGUCACAGAGAGACAGAGACACGUGGGCCAAAGCAACCACUGCACGGAUUUCUUCACAGAAUCCCAGAAUCAAAGCCGUAUGAAUGUUCUACUUCCCAAGCUGCAGGAAGUCAACCGCUGCCUUAAUGACCUCAUUUCCUGCUCUGGAACGCAGUCUUUCCCAUCCUCUGGCACCCAGCCCACAGUGAUCUCCUCCAGCUCCCAGCCUCCUGCCCCCCCACAAGCCAUUCAAAGACUAAAGGACCAGAACCGCCUUCUCACCCAGGAGGUGACUGAUAAGGGUAAGCGCAUCACUCAGCUGGAGCAGGAGAAGUCUGCUCUGAUCAAACAGCUGUUUGAGGCUCGCGCCCGGAAUAUACACGACAGCAGCACCAUGGACUCCACCUUCAUCUGAAUACAGACACCAUAAUGCAACCACACUGGUCUCCAGCUCUAUCUGACCCCCACUCACAACAUGACAACUGUAUCAGCUCCAACACUCCUACUGGAUUCCACACCACUUCUGGCAUGAUGAAAGCACCUUGAACUUUGACCC
Molecule: messenger RNA, 1820 nt
Organism: Coregonus clupeaformis (lake whitefish)
Lineage: Eukaryota; Metazoa; Chordata; Actinopteri; Salmoniformes; Salmonidae
Product: suppressor APC domain-containing protein 2-like
Exons: 6
Coding region: 234-1679 (481 amino acids)
Source: RefSeq, a predicted model, not a curated record